Medioppia subpectinata is the source of this 500-nucleotide messenger RNA. NCBI's taxonomy places the organism in Eukaryota, Metazoa, Arthropoda, Arachnida, Sarcoptiformes, Oppiidae. The record is from the annotation of a GenBank genome assembly.
UGUUAUUUGGGGAUCCAUUUGGUUUUCCAUCAGAGGUACUGAAAGGAAGCGAUUCAGAGCUUAUAACACAGGCCUUAUCUAUGGAACCGCCGCAACAGUUCAGACAAUUCAAUUUCGAAAGAAAUAAAGAGACAACAAUCAAUCCCUACGCACAGCACCACAUGUCUCAAAGGGACUCGGAUUUUGUGGCCAGAAUUUUACACUUGAUGUCAUUGACGCCACUGUCAUAUUCAUUGAUCGUAAUGUGGGACGAAUGCAUUUACGCCAUACGAGAUCCGUUUGGCAAUCGUCCCCUUUGUAUGGGGGCUUUAGUGUCGUCGCCAUCACAGGCCCACUCGUCAACCCUUCCCACACACGUUGACGGAUGGGUCGUGUCGUCCGAGUCGUGUUCCUUCCCAUCGGUUUGCGCCAAACUCUAUAGGGAUGUAAUGCCCGGAGAGAUCAUUAAACUCGAGAAGAAUCGCAAACCCAAGACAUUGGCUAUAGUUCCUCGACCUGAA